AUGGGCAAGUCCUCGACAGCCAGGCUCCUGGCCCGGUCCGUCUUCCAGUCCCUUUCACAGCCUCUGCCGGCAUCGAGAUGCGCCUCUCUGCAGCUGCCGCGCGCCUUCUCUACCACGCAGACCAGGCCGGCCGGCCCCGAUGACAGCGGCAACGCCCUCCGAAACGCCCUGCUGAGCGGCCGGACGUCCAGCGGCCCCAACUCGGGCACCGCGGCGCCGCAGCGGGCGCAGAGCGUGCUCGACGGCCUCGGCAACCAGCUCGUCAACCAGACGCUGACGGCGGCGCUGGGGGGCAAGCCCAACAUCAACACGAGCAUGCUCGACCCCGUGGGCGAGAUCCGCAUCGACGACUCGGUCGAGCCCUACCACUUCAACAUCUUCAGCCACCGACACAACACGCACAUCACCGUCUCCAAGCCCGACCGCAACGUCAUCAUCUCCAUGUCCUGCGGCAACCUGGGCUUCCGCAAGUCCGGCCGCAAGCACUACGACUCGGCCUACCAGCUCGGCGCCUACGUCAUGGACCGCCUGCACCAGCAGGGCUGGCACAAGAAGAUCGAGAAGAUGGAGGUCACCCUGAGGGGGUUCGGCCCCGGCCGCGAGGCCGUCACCAAGGUGCUGCUGGGCAACGAGGGGCGCAUGCUGCGGUCAAAGAUCAUCCGCGUGGCGGACGGCACGAAGCUCAAGUUUGGAGGCACGAGGAGUCCCAAGCCCAGACGUCUGGGUUAG
This is a messenger RNA of Thyridium curvatum, 729 nucleotides long. RefSeq lists its product as uncharacterized. The record is from RefSeq and is a predicted model, not a curated record. Gene Ontology annotation, biological process: ribosomal small subunit assembly; translation; maturation of SSU-rRNA from tricistronic rRNA transcript (SSU-rRNA, 5.8S rRNA, LSU-rRNA). Gene Ontology annotation, cellular component: mitochondrial small ribosomal subunit; ribosome. Gene Ontology annotation, molecular function: structural constituent of ribosome; mRNA 5'-UTR binding; small ribosomal subunit rRNA binding. NCBI's taxonomy places the organism in Eukaryota, Fungi, Ascomycota, Sordariomycetes, Thyridiales, Thyridiaceae. The coding region runs from base 1 to 729 and encodes 242 amino acids. The transcript has a single exon.